AUGUCGUCCGGACACGGCGACGCGAAGCUCUUCGCCAGAGGCAAAGUGGCCGAGCUACGUCAAGAACUUACCAACCCAGGCAAGAAAGACAAAAAUCACGCUGCGAAAAAGAAUGCGCUCAAGAAGAUUGUGGCAAAUAUGACCAUGAGCAACAACGACAUGGUUGCGCUCUUUCCAGAUAUCGUCGCCUGCAUGCAAAUACCAGUAUUGGAAAUCAAGAAGAUGUGUUUCUUGUAUCUUCAACACUACGCUCGUAUGAAACCGGAAAUAGCCCUGCGGGCUUUACCAUUUCUCCAAGAUGACAUGCAAGAUCCAAAUCCAUUGAUUCGAGCGCUAGCUCUCCGGACAAUAUCUUAUAUCCACGUCCGAGAGUUUGUCGAAGGGACCAUAGGUCCCCUGAAGAAGUUAAUGUCAGACCAAGACCCCUAUGUUCGCAAAACAGCCGCCAUUACCGUGGCCAAAGUCUACGACCACGACAAGAGACUCGUCGAAGGUUCCGACUUGAUAGACAGACUCAAUCGAAUGCUCCAGGAUGACAACCCAACGGUAGUCGCCAGUUCUUUAGCGGCACUUCAAGACAUCUGGGAGCGCAGCGAGAACAUCAAGUUAACCAUCGACUACACGAGCGCAUCAAAAAUCGUCGCUAUUCUUCCAGACUGCAACGAAUGGUCCCAAACCUAUGUUCUUGAAGCUCUCGUCUCAUAUGUGCCGCAAGAAUCAGGGGAAGCACUGCUCCUGGCAGAACGAAUUGCAUCUCGUCUAUCUCAUUCGAACUCCAGCGUCGUCCUUACUUGUAUCCGAGUCAUCAUGUACCUCAUGAACUACAUCUCCGAUCAACGCAAGGUCGAUGAACUCGCCCGUAAACUCUCUCCACCUCUGAUCACUCUUCUUUCCAAGCCACCAGAGAUUCAGUACCUUGCUCUUCGCAAUGCCAUCCUCAUACUCCAGCAACGCCCCGAAGUCCUUCAGAACGAUAUCCGCGUCUUCUUCUGUAAAUACAACGACCCGAUCUUCGUCAAAGUCACCAAACUCGAAUUAAUCUUUAUGCUCGCCAAUAAGAGCAAUAUCUCCGUCGUCCUGAAUGAGCUCCGGGAAUAUGCCACCGAGAUCGACGUGCAAUUCGUUCGAAAAGCGGUUCGAGCGAUUGGCAAACUUGCUAUCAAAAUUGAACCAGCAGCUCGACAGUGUAUUGACACGCUUCUGGACCUUGUAAAUGCCAAGAUUCCGUACAUUGUUCAAGAAGCUACAGUGGUGAUCAAGAACAUUUUCCGCAAAUACCCCAAUCAAUACGAGUCCGUGAUUUCGACUGUCAUAGGCCAGAUCGACGAGCUCGACGAGCCGGAGGCCAAAGCAGCGAUUAUUUGGAUUAUAGGAGAGUACGCCGACCGUAUCGACAAUGCCGAUACGUUACUUCAAGACUACUUGUCAACGUUCCAUGAAGAGCCUAUCGAGGUUCAACUAUCGCUAUUGACUGCCACCGUCAAACUCUUCCUCCACCGACCAACAAAAGGUUCAUCAAUCGUACCACAAGUUUUAAAAUGGUGCACCGAAGAGACAGACGACCCCGAUCUUCGUGAUCGGGGCUUCAUGUACUGGCGCCUGUUGUCUACAGAUCCGGUAGCUGCAAAGAAGGUGGUCAUGGGCUCCAAACCUCCAAUUUCUGCAGAAAGCGAGAAGCUUGACCCAAGUACCCUGGAGGAGUUGUGCCUGGGUAUCGGCACGUUGGCGACAAUUUAUCUCAAGCCUGUGCAGCAGGUGUUCCGUGCAGCUCGACCCAGACGUCUGCACGAAUCGCCUGCCCUUCAACGGCGCAAGCAGGACUUUCAUCGUGCACUUGUUUCGCCAGCAAUGAAUUUGGCGAACCCAUUGUCACUCAGCACUGGCCCAACCUCGCCUGGUGGUACUCCCUUACCAGGCCACCAAGCCGCGAUUGCGGCUGCAGAUGACUACUUCAAGAAUCUCAGCCUGAGCGAUAACAGUGGCGGUGAUAUCUUGACAAGCCCUGGUGCAAAUGAUAUUGGUGGCAAUCCAUAUGUUGUCAGCCAAAAUGCGCCGCAACAGGUACUUCGCCCACAGACGAAUAUCGCGCAGAACGGGGAUUUGCUUUUGUAG
Molecule: messenger RNA, 2112 nt
Organism: Exophiala spinifera
Lineage: Eukaryota; Fungi; Ascomycota; Eurotiomycetes; Chaetothyriales; Herpotrichiellaceae
Exons: 4
Coding region: 1-2112 (703 amino acids)
Biological process (GO): intracellular protein transport; vesicle-mediated transport
Cellular component (GO): membrane coat
Molecular function (GO): clathrin binding
Source: RefSeq, a predicted model, not a curated record